Talpa occidentalis (Iberian mole) is the source of this 1561-nucleotide messenger RNA. RefSeq names its product transmembrane protein 220 (gene TMEM220). NCBI's taxonomy places the organism in Eukaryota, Metazoa, Chordata, Mammalia, Eulipotyphla, Talpidae. The record is from RefSeq and is a predicted model, not a curated record. The transcript has 6 exons. The coding region runs from base 20 to 523 and encodes 167 amino acids.
UCGCGCUCCGCCCGAGCCGAUGGCGCCUAUGGCGGGGCGCGGGGCGGCAGGCCUCUGGAGGGGCUGCAACUUGCUCAUGGCCGCCUUCUUCGCGCUGGCCGCGGUGGUGCAGGUAAAUGAUCCAGAUGCAGAACUGUGGAUGGCAGUAUAUACCAUACCUGCAGUGAUGACCUUGCUUGUUGGCCUUAACCCUCUUGUCACAGGUAACUGUAUCUGGAAGAGUGUCUCUGCAAUACACAUAUUCUUUUGUGUCAUCUGGGCUAUCAGCUUGGCGUACCACCUCUUCCUUCACAUACAACAGAACAUCUUACAUGAGGAAGAAGGCAGGGAGCUGUGUGGUUUGGUGAUUAUCACAGUAUGGAUGAGCCUGUGCCACAGUUCAUCAAAGAAUCCAGUUGGUGGAAGAACUCAGUUGGUUAUUGCCACUGCAAUUGCUCUUUUCCCUCUUAUCUCAUGGGUCUACAUAUAUGUAAACAAGGAGAUGCGGUCUUCCUGGCCAACUCACUGCAAGACAGUCAUUUAAAUGAAGUCAAGAAUCUUGUUCUUAAAAUGAAUAUUUUCAAUUUUUUCAGCAAACAUUCUUGUAGUCAGUCAGUUUCCAAGGUGUUUAUGUCAGUAACUUGAGCUAAUAUUAGAGGUGAUUUUUUUUUUUUAAUUCUAAGAAUUUUUUAAGGUCACCUACGACAUAAUGGGAUGAGUAAAGAUGGGGUCUGACAUUUUAUUCUACCAUAGUAUAGCAGAAAUAUGAAUUCUAACUAAGCUUCAUCCUUAUCGAUGAGACUUGGACAGAUACAUAAACCUCCUGGUGGGUAUUCAUCUAAAAAACAGGGUUAAUAAUAGAUCACCUAAUUACUUAAAUAGUUGUAAGAAUUAAACUAGAUAGUAUGAGAAAACUCUGAAAAUAUAAAGUGGUUACAAAGGCCGGCACAGGAUUAAAACAAAGUGAAGUAGGGUUUGAGUAACAUGAUAGAAAUAAAGGUCAAGAGGACAUUAUACCCAUGCACUAACCUCAUUACAUCAACUGGUACACUGCUAUGAACUGUACAUUAAGACUCCGGAGGAAUAAACUAUAUAAGCCAUGUCUUGAAAAGAAAGUUGGAUAGAAAAAAGAAAGUUGGGACCAAAAAGAAAACAAAAUAGGGGAUAAUAUUUACAUUCUAAAUUUAAAAUGAGGUAAAAAAAAAAAAUCUGUACUUUUUUAAUGAAUGUCAAGAUAACCUUAAAACAAUCGUUUUAGAGUUUUAUUCUCAAUUCUCCCACACAGUAGCCAUAGCCAAUGUUGCUAUGAAAUGUGGUGUGCUGACUGAGAAAGUAGUUUUAACUUUUAGAAUUUCCACUUAAUUUAAAAACUAAUGGUCAAUUCAGAUAUUAGAAAACUAGUAUAUUUGCAACAACUUGAUAUAUUUGUAACAACUUGAGUAUGUGACACUAUUUCUUCAACUGCAAAUUUUAUGACAGUUAAGUACAGAUCAGGUAUUUCCAAUGAAAACUUAAUGUCCAAAUGGGUGGACAGUUCAAGUAUAAAAUACACAAUAGGUUUUAUGACAUAGUAUAAAAAUAA